AUGGCCGAGCAGUCGCUGGAACGAUUGGAUCAGGAGAUCACCCUUCACCUGCAGCAAAUUGACUCAAACUUAAGCUAUUGUUUCAAUAAAAUCACUCAAGAUGUUAUUCCACAUGUCACGAAAUAUGGCACUGUGUGUGAUCAAGUCAUGGACAGCUCCAAUUGGCUAAAAAUUAUGUUUCAAGAAGCUGGAAACUUACAAAUCGACUCUGUUGCAGCAACAGAGUCUCCAGUAGCUGCUUCUAAAUACCAACCCCCGGCUGAAACAACUGAUCAGAGCUCCCUACAAACGCUCUUCCCAGGAAAGCCUCGUUUGAGCCCCGAUACUUCGAGCAUGAUGGCCCCUCCCAUAAUACUCCAGAAGACUUCACAAACCCCGGAAGUGACCACCACAACUACCACGGGAAAAGUUCUUCAGCUGCCAGACUCUAGCGACGACGAGAAUGAAAGAGAAGCUUCAGAAAAAAAUCGGACCCUAGGCCAAGAUCCCGAACAGUCAGGGCAAGCGGAGCAGGAGACAGAUCCAGAUGGGAGUACCAUGCAACGCCAGAGACGCAAACGCAAACUAUCACUACUUUUACAACAACAAUUUGGAUCAAGCUCUAGCAGCGUAGCGCCAUCUCCAGCUCAACUCAAACGCCCUACCACGUCUAACUUUGACAGCUCACCUGUUCGGAAAGAUGCGUCUGGGCAAAUAGAAAGUACAAAGCACAACCCCGUCGAGCCCGGUACAGUGAUCUAUUUCCCUACCAGAGAUGAACCUUAG
Molecule: messenger RNA, 765 nt
Organism: Lachancea nothofagi CBS 11611
Lineage: Eukaryota; Fungi; Ascomycota; Saccharomycetes; Saccharomycetales; Saccharomycetaceae
Source: the annotation of a GenBank genome assembly